CGCGGUGCUCAACCAACACAGCUGCAUGAUGGCGGUGCUGCGCAUCAUCGAGGAGAACAUCCCUGAGCUGCAGUCCCUUAACCUGAGCAGCAAUAAACUCUACCGCCUGGACGACCUUUCGGAGCUGGCGCAAAAAGCUGCCGGGCUGAAGAUCCUCGACCUGUCGCGCAACGAGGUGAGAACUGCAGCUUUGCGGGGCUGGAAAGGGAUUUGGGGGUCACCAAACCCAACCCCAACCCCUUCCUGCCAUGAAAAUGUGGAAUGAAGGUUGGGGAGGAUC
Molecule: messenger RNA, 280 nt
Organism: Meleagris gallopavo (turkey)
Lineage: Eukaryota; Metazoa; Chordata; Aves; Galliformes; Phasianidae
Source: RefSeq, a predicted model, not a curated record